This is a messenger RNA of Seminavis robusta, 2963 nucleotides long. The record is from the annotation of a GenBank genome assembly. Lineage: Eukaryota; Bacillariophyta; Bacillariophyceae; Naviculales; Naviculaceae.
AAACGCGAUACUUAUAUCUUUUGGAUCCUCUUUGGCUUCAGAGUCUCUUCGACCCCAUGCUAUUUUUAAUACCCAUUGGGCAGUCUUCUAUCCAUUAGACUAUUAAUACUUCAGUUUCAACCAUUGCAACAAUGACAGCAGCCUUGGCAUCUCUUCGAGACAGCGCUCCUCGCACCAUGGCGGAAGCCUUGGACAGCGACGAUCCGUAUGAGGCUUUGAUGUCUCUGUCGGUGGCAUCGAAAAAACGGGCCACCAAACUCUCGGAGGAGUUGACGACCCAGCUGGCCGAUUUUGUCCUCGAGAUUCCCGACAUUGUCAUCAAGGCUGCCAAGGAAUCAGAGAGUAUGGAAAAUCCCGUAUCGGACGCCAUGGCAUGUGCCGACAGUAUUUUGAAUUCUCUCACCAAAAUUGCGUCGGGAGGAAGUCAAGCCUCGUUGGAAAUUCGAAAAUUGGAGCAAGAAAAAGCCGAUCUCGAACAGCACUCACGCGAUGUCGAAACUGCUCUUUGGCUUCGGACGAGUUGUGACAAGGCCAGCUCGGCCAUUCCCUCUCGCCAAUACGAUGUUGCCGCCGGGGCCAUUCAGCAAUUCACGCAGUUAAAGGCGUGGAAUCGCAUCAGUGGACGUGCUCGAGCGUAUGCUGGAGAAUAUACCAUUCAACAAUUGGAACAGCAUCAUGUCACGCUCAAAAAAUUAUUAUUGGAACAGUACGAAGUGGCCGUGCAACAGUCGGAUUUGCAAAGGCUUGGGCAAAUGACGCCUCUGCUUCCCAAGGUUCAAUUGGAACAGGAGGCGGUUUCGCUCUAUUUAAAAUAUUUGCAAGCCAUUACUGCUCAAGAAUUUACCAAGGCCAUCCAAACAGCUCCAGUGCCCAAGGGAGCCUCGGCGGCGCCACCGUUUGCCUUGAUGGCACGAGUCUACAAUGCGGCAGUCACCGUUUUACGACACCACCUUCCUCUCAUUUCCCAUUGCUUGCACAGGGCCAAGGGAGAUGCCGCUGUGGCUCAAUUGGUCCACGUGCAGGUGGAGCAGCAUGUCUUGCCGCUCUUCCAAAAAUACAUUGAGACGAGGGAAUUGCCACUGGUGUCUCAAUCUGCGCAACGAAUUUCGGGAGUGUUGGAAGACAAGUAUUCUGGACGAGGUCUCGACUACGAUGGCGAGGACGAAGACGAUUGUGGAUUUGCCAGUGAAGUUGGAACCUUGGCCGAUGUGGAUGCGGCCAUGGAAGAGGCAGCACUCUGCUUGCAGCAUGCCGAAUCAUACACGCGCUUUAUGAAUCAUUCCGUCCAAGAGAUAAACAAGGCGCGAGCUCUCAGAUUUCACCAAGAGCAAGAGGAAAAACGGGUCGAACGCGAGCGUCAAGAAUGGGCAACAGGCAUGUCGACGACCAGUAGUUCUCGUUCCGCCGAAGAUUACAGUGAACGAGCCGAGUAUGAGCCAUUGGAGAUUUUGCCCGCACGCACACAGCUGCAAGAAGUGGUUUGGGAAGUCGGAGGAUAUUACUCUGGAAUUGAACGCUGUUUGCUUUUGGCGUCCAUGCAGCGAGCUUUUACCGCUCCGGAAACUGAUCCUCGCUAUUGCUCGCCUCUUGGCUUCAAGGGACAGUCUUCCCACAUUGCCAGUAGAGCCCUUCAAACGUCCAUGGUGGAGACUUGUCUCUACACCGCUCGAAGAAGCACCCAGCGUGCGUUUGCCACCGGACACACAGGAACUGCCUCGGCCGUGGCCAACUUUGCUGCGGAUGCUCUUUCGGGUGUGCUCAUGACUGUCAUGUCGCAGCGCGUGGAGGAAAUUGGAGUGCAUCGACUCAAGCCUGGUGAGGGACUCUUGGUUGGCGGAGCUGGACUGUUCUUUCAGAACAUUCGUCACGGAGGAGCCCAGGCACAACAGGCGCAUCACCCGACACCAAAACAAAAGUUGGAAGAGGAAACCAAGCGACGAGAGACGCAGAUGGAAAUGGCCAAGACAUGUGCCUACUUUAAUGAUUUGGAAAUCGCCAUGCAUCAUACGAAGCAAUUGGAAACCUUGCUGGCCGAUGCGAUCAUCGGGGGCUUUCCACCUAAUACACACGAGACGGAUCAGUUGCUCAUGUGCGUCAAAUCGCUCUCUACUGUCUCGGAGGGAUUUCAAUUGGCAGCCAACACUGCCAUUGAAUCGCUCGUUACCGUUUUGAAACCCCGUCUUCGAAAUAUUGUCGGAGAAGUUGCUGGCGCAGAAGGGUCGGCCAAUUUCAUGGGCGUGGGAGGCAAAAGUGGCGACCGUGUCCUGGUGAAGAUGAACUAUGACCUGGAUGACGAGUCGUAUCAAAUGAUGCAGUUGAGUGAAGGCUACAUGGGAAGAAUGUGCACUUUGUUGGAUGAAUUGAUUCUGCCCUUGCAGCCGUACUUUGCUCCUCGCCUAUGGGACAACUUGAUGCUCGGAGUCCUAGGUGCUACCUGUAAGCGUCUGGAACAGUCCAUCCGAAAGUGCCCCUUCACAGCUCUCGGGGCAAUCUGUCUUGAUUCAGAUAUGCGUGACCUCUUGGGCUAUGCCAAGGAGCGUUUGGAUUCGCCCGAGCUGAAAUCGAAUGUUGCUUUGUACCGUGCUUGUGUGCCCUUGGCUCGCUUGAUGCAGAUUUCUCGGCUGGUCAACGUUGACGACCUGGACGAUGUGAUCGAUUUGAUCACAUCGUCCAAGAGGAAAGGUGGAUGGGACCUCAAACUGGAUGAAAGCAAAGCCUUUCUGUGCCUUCGCAAAGAAUUUUCGGCCGAGAAGGUGAAUGAGCUGCUUCAUGACGACUGAACAGGAUGACUCAAGACAAUAGACUAGACUACUAGUCUUCAAACCAACUAAAAAGGUACUGGUCUUGCAUAGCCAGAAGGUGGGCUACUUAGUUUUUAAAAAUCUGGCAUACUAGUAGCACAAUGCGCGGCAGUUUUGAUCCUUCAUUGGGAAAGUAAAAUCAACAGGACUGUUGCCACCCUC